AUGCCUAAUAAAAAAUCGCUUAUAAUAACUGCCUUUAUAACUGGAGGGACAGCUGAGUGGAGGCAUCCAGAGGAUGAAUCUAGGAACUAUAGUAGAGAUAUAGACACAUGGAUUAAUACUGCUAAGCUUUUAGAAAAAGGUAAGGUCUAUGCAUUAUUCGUUGCUGAUCAUCUUACGUUAUUUGAUACUUAUAAAGGACCCCAUAAUUAUGAAUUUGCUGUCAAGACUGGAAUUAACGUACCAAAAGCCGACCCAAGCCACGCUGUUAUAUCUGCCGCCAGAGAAACCAAUACGAUAUCUUUUGGAAUAACCUUUAGUACGGUAAGUGAACAUCCGUACUUAUUUUCCAGAAGAUUAGCUACUUUAGAUCAUUUCACUCAAGGUAGGGUUGGUUGGAAUAUAGUUACCUCUUAUUUAGAUAGUAUUGGAACGCAGUUGUUGAACGAUGAACCUUUCCCUCCCCACGAUGAAAGGUAUAAGAGGGCAACGGAGUAUGCUGAUGUUGUUAAUGGAUUAUUACUUUCAACUUGGAGGGAUGAUGCUUUAAUAUAUGAUAAGGAAAAUGGAAUAUAUAUUGAUCCAGAUAGAGUUAGGGAAAUAAACCAUGUUGGCGAUUAUUUCAAGGUACGGGGACCAGCCAUAACUGAACCAUCUAAGCAAAGAGUUCCCCUUCUUAUACAAGCUGGUACUUCGCAAAAGGGACAAGAGUUUGCUGCUGAAUUUGCCGAAUUUGUUUACACCCUAGGAGACCCAGAUGAAUUGGGUGACAAGGUUAAGUACAUCAGAACAACUGCAAAAGAAAAAUUUGGAAGGGAUCCAAAGAAUAUUAAGAUUAUUUUUUCAGUUAGAGCAAUCAUUGGUAAAACUCACGAAGAAGCAGCAGCUAAAGCUGAAUCCUAUAAAGACAACGAAGUACCAGACAGGGCAGCGGUUCAAUUUGGAGGAAUCACUGGGAUUGAUCUUGAUAAGUAUGAUACCGACGAGGAAAUUGAUAAUGAUGAAAGAAACACAAAUGGAGUUCAAUCGACUGCUAGAGUAUAUUUCAAGAAAGCAAAUAAUAAACCGACUAAGAAAUCUCUCUUGCGAAAACAGCCAGGGAAUGGGCCAUUGGUUGGAACUGCGGAAGAGGUGGCGGAUGAAUUGGAAAGAUUGGUAGAGAAACUCGAUUUAGACGGAUUUAAUUUCAAUUCAGCAAUAUUGCCCGGAUCCAUUGAGGAUUUGGUUGAAUUAUUAGUACCUGAAUUACAAAAAAGAGGUAUUUUUUGGAAAGAUUAUGCUGUACCUGGAGGAACUUUUAGAGAAAAUGUAUAUGGGGUUGAAGGACAAACGUUUUUGCCCAAAGAUCAUCCUCUUUAUGAAACCAGAUGGACAAAUAGUCACAAUAAAGAAGAAUUCGAUAAGAUAUUCAAGAAGAAUUUAGAAACAAGAAAGUUUUCCAGAGCACAACUUAACAGUGCUAUUUCAUCCAAGGGAUUGAAGAGACCUGCUCCUAAUUCGUGA
This is a messenger RNA of Hyphopichia burtonii NRRL Y-1933, 1500 nucleotides long. RefSeq names its product putative xenobiotic compound monooxygenase, DszA family. The record is from RefSeq and is a predicted model, not a curated record. Lineage: Eukaryota; Fungi; Ascomycota; Pichiomycetes; Serinales; Debaryomycetaceae. Gene Ontology annotation, molecular function: oxidoreductase activity, acting on paired donors, with incorporation or reduction of molecular oxygen; monooxygenase activity. The transcript has a single exon. Bases 1 to 1500 code for a protein of 499 amino acids.